Molecule: messenger RNA, 1623 nt
Organism: Cantharellus anzutake
Lineage: Eukaryota; Fungi; Basidiomycota; Agaricomycetes; Cantharellales; Hydnaceae
Exons: 10
Coding region: 1-1623 (540 amino acids)
Source: RefSeq, a predicted model, not a curated record
AUGGCCGAGCCUGCUAUUCCUCGUCAACCCACCCUGAACCAGAAGCAACGGAGUCAAGAGCGUGGCCACAAAGCGGCCGAAACAAGGAAAGCAAACCUUGCUGCAAAAAGGGCUCAAGCUGCCGCUAUUCCCUCAGAUGGAAGUAGGGAGGAUUCCCAGCCUGGGUUUGCCGAGGGUUCACCGUCUCGCGAUGUCUCUCCCACCACAUCAGACAGCAAUUCCCAAACAAUGCGCCUGUCUACACUUCCCUCUGAUCCGGAAGCCUACCACAAACGGAAAGCAACUAAAGUGCUCAUGGAACCACUGGCAAAUUUCCCUGGACACACUAUCCCAAAUGCUCCUUUUCAUCCAGUAGCUGGGAUGAAGCGUAAGUUUCAGGGUGACGUGGCAGGGCCUAGCUCCGAAUUAGUUCAACCAGUGCAAUUGGUGGCGCUCACAUCAGCCCACUCCGAGGUUUUUCCCCCGCUGCCUCCUGGGCGUCCUAAUAAGGUUUCAGUCUCGACGUCGGCACGACUUCAGAAUGUGCAAACUCAGGAGUUCCCAUUCCAGCUUCCGUCUCAAUUUAGUAUGAAUGGUCAUCGUCAUCUCACUGCAAUGGCUCCUCAUUGCAACAAUAAUGUGGAUGUUACUAUUGAUCCGGCUCUUGCUAUGACGCCAUUGAGAACUCCAAGAACAGAGAGGGAACCGCUUUCUACACCCGCAUCUUUCAGAGAUGAUGAAGAGGAUGUGAAACCAAAGAUCAAGCUGCUUACAAAGAAGGAAGUCAAGCAAUCGAUUGGUGGUGUUGUGUAUGAUGAGAUCAGCACGAUUUUGCUGACAUCUCUGUUUUCCAACUGUAUGUUCCCAACCCGGGAUUACUACCUAAGAAUGGCUGCAAUGGAGACGACAAAUGUGAUUGCAAGGUACAGUGAUAGCAAGCUGUCGGAUGGAUUCACAGGUUACAGCCCCAAGGAACUUGUGCGGUUCUGGAAUGAUGUUUCCUCAUUCUGCACCCGGAUUAAAGCAAACUGUGCUAUGCAUGUUGCAGUCCUUUACCAAGUCCUAACCAAUGGAGACAAAAAAGCGGCAAAGGCUAUGGCUACCCUUGCCCUGGAAGGGGAGAACAACUUCUUCUUCCGUGAGUUUCACCCUGCAGGCAAAAAGGCUCGUCAUUGUGCAUUUGGUCACCCAGCACUGAAAGUUGUCCUUUCGGAAACAUUCAAACUCCUACCUGCUCCGAAUGUAUUCUCAACAUGGAUUGUCCCCCAACUUGUAGCUUCCUUCCCAACUAUGGUUUUAGCCUUUGCUGGCACAAUUAUCUGCCACAUACUUGACUGUUAUGUUGACACUGGAGAAUACAACUCCAAGCUCAAGUUGGACAACAAAUAUGAGCACUGGUUCAAGAUAUACACGGAUUGGAUUAAUGGCUGGGUUUCAGAAUUUGGUGAUUCUGCUUGGGAAAAAGUCGCCGAAAAAUUUGUAUCAGAUGUCCUUGAUGAGUAUCGUGAAGAUGGAUCACACAACGCACCAUUGCUGAUACUUGAUACUGAUGGUGACAUCGAUGAUUUGAUGGGUGUCGCAAGCGUAAAAACCCAUGAGGCACAGAAGUACUGGAAGCACCAGAAGUGCAGGGAUUGUGUGUAA